AUGAGCCAGACGCCGAGGCCGCCAAAGCGAUUUGCUCCCCUCGACCCACAAGAGGGCAAUGUCUCUAGCGCUCCACCGCUGAAAGGCAUCGUGUUCGAUGUUGAUGGGACACUGUGCAAACCUCAGUCCUACAUGUUCAAACAAAUGCGAGCCGCCCUCUCCAUCGACAAAUCCACCGACAUCCUCGACCACAUUUAUUCCCUCCCACAUCCCGCUCAAGAGCAAGCUCAAGCCGCCAUCCGCGCCAUCGAAACAUCAGCAAUGAUAGAACAAGAACCCCAGCCCGGCUUGAACGAGCUGAUUGCAUACCUCGAGAGCAGAAGUGUGCGGAUGGGUUUGUGUACGAGGAAUUUCGAUGGUCCAGUGACGCACUUGCUGCAGACCUUCCUUCCAGGCAAGACGUUCGCACCUAUCGUCACUCGGGAAUUUAGACCACCCAAGCCGGAUCCGGCGGGUAUUCUGCAUAUUGCCAGAGCUUGGGAACUGGAUGAUGGAGGGGAGGGUUUGAUCAUGGUGGGCGAUUCAAUCGAUGAUAUGACGGCUGGCCACAAAGCUGGUACGGCCACGGUGUUGUUGGCGAAUGAGAGUAACGGAGACCUGAAGGAGCACGAACAUACCGGGAGAUGGAUAGAUAGAUUGGAUGAGUUGAUUGGGGUUCUGGAGGCCGGAUUCGAAGAGAGGGGGGUGGCAGAGUGA
Messenger RNA from Letharia columbiana, 696 nucleotides. RefSeq lists its product as uncharacterized. The record is from RefSeq and is a predicted model, not a curated record. The transcript is spliced from 5 exons. Bases 1 to 696 code for a protein of 231 amino acids. NCBI's taxonomy places the organism in Eukaryota, Fungi, Ascomycota, Lecanoromycetes, Lecanorales, Parmeliaceae.